AUGGCCUCUUCAGAACAAGGCAGCUGGUUUAAACGCCUUGAAGCCGCCAUGGCGCAACGCGAACCCCAGAAGCAAGCCCUCAUCGACGACUACUAUCGCCAGAGCGCCAACGACGACGAGCAACACCAGCAAGCGGUGGAGGCUCUUGUCGCACGCCAAGACUCUCUUCACGAAAAACGCAAAGCCGACCGCGAGAGACGGCAUCAGGAAGAGUUGACCGAGCUGCAGGCGAAAGUUGACGCUGAUGUCGAGCAAAUCAUUCUUCAUCCCGAUGGAGUCUUACCCGCUGUCGACGCUAUCGACAUUUCUGCACAAACUCAAUCUUCUCACCAGGCGUCGAGUGAGACCCGCAACAGCGAAGCAGCUCACGCGCCCAUCAAUCAUCAACCGGACAUUUCGUUCGACUACACCAAUAUCCCGCUUUUCAAGCUCAAGCUCAAAGCCAGAUACGGCAACUUCUACGAAGAUGAGGGCGGAAUUUAUGCUCUCUGCUGCUGCCACUGUGGCGCAAACAUCAGCUGUCGCGCCGUCAAGGACGGUGAGACGGACUUCCCGAACAUGGACCGUCAUGCGCUGCGAGCACACAUCAUCGUGAGCCACAAGGUGAAGGGUCUGACAGUCACCGACGUGGAGAUCUUAUGCAGAGGAGAACCCAUCCCGGAUGCGGAACUUCUGAGCAUCUGGCUUGGAAGGCCGACCAGGUUCGAUGACAGAGUGAAGGUCAGCACUGGACACAGAUCUGGCGCACCAACAAAGUCUGAUGAAGUUCUCUUGGUCACCCCUACUCCAAGGCGUGCGGCCUUUGAGCGCGCAAACAGCUUCAUGACCUCCGGAGACACCAUCUCCAACCCCGUAUCCUGCACUGACGUUGAGCGAGGUCGGACAGACGCCCGUUCGUCCCAUUCCGCAGUUCUUCGGUCUGGCUCCUCUGGUCUCAGAGGUCGCCUGCCCGAAGCUCGCGGUUCGUCCAAGCGUGCCCCACGAAACCUUACAUCAAGCAGAUUCACCUCCGCCAUUCCAAAGAGAACUUCGCCUGAACACGAACAACCUUUGGCUCAUGUCAAAGAAAUGUUCAACGAGCUGCAGAAGCAGUUCCAGAACUUGCACAUGGAUGACGGCAAGGUGUAUGCUCUGUGCGGCUUCAGGUGUGGUGCCAACACUGGCAACCUUCGAUUAAAGGCCAGCGGACCUUCGUUCGAUGCUAAAAGAUUGUGGCUUCACUUGCAUCAGGUCCACCCGGAGGACUGGAGUGUGAUGGACGUGAAAGAAGCUAUCCAGCGGUCCAAGGGCCGUGCCUUGUCCUACGCAGACCUCGAACGGAUCUCGAAGCAGGGUAUCUCCAAGACAGAUGAAAGACUUCAGGUGAAGAGACACGUACGUAUUCCGACUCAUCGAGCUACGUCUUCGUCGGAUGACGAACCUAUGCCCUCUCCUCAUACUGAUUCGUCCAUGCUCGCCGCUGACAACCCCGCAGCAGUCCACUCCAUCCCGCUCGAUACUCGUGCAACGACCUCUGUCUUCGGCCGUGACAUCCACAACCUUUUCCGGUCACCCACGCAGCCCCCACAAGCAACGGCCUCCAGCACACUGGCUCACAGCGCUACAGCUAUUCAGGACAUGUUCGACGCUCUCAAGGGAGAGUACCUCAACCUUAUGCAAGAUUGUCAGACCGGCAAGAUGUAUGCUCUGUGCUGCAUUCUGUGUGGUGCCAAUACUGCUCAAACUGCACACACCAACCGACCUGGCUUCACCGCGUUAGGCUUGCGAAACCAUUAUUGCAAGGCCGAUCCUGAUGCGUCGCAGCUGGAUCUGCUCUUUGACGAGUUCAUCCAGCAGUGUCGGGGGCCUGCCAUCUCUUCCAAAGAUAUCGUAAGCAUCCGCCAUGGACAGCUUUCGGCCCUCAGCCACACAAUCAGAGACCGAAUCAGUGUCAGGCGCUGCGCACGGAAACGGAUAAUCUCAAUUGAGAGUGAAGAAGGUACAGUUUCGAGCACACUUGAUGUCUUCUAA
Saxophila tyrrhenica is the source of this 2010-nucleotide messenger RNA. RefSeq lists its product as uncharacterized. Lineage: Eukaryota; Fungi; Ascomycota; Dothideomycetes; Mycosphaerellales; Extremaceae. The transcript has 4 exons. The record is from RefSeq and is a predicted model, not a curated record. The coding region runs from base 1 to 2010 and encodes 669 amino acids.